Cucumis sativus (cucumber) is the source of this 1425-nucleotide messenger RNA. RefSeq names its product ribosomal L1 domain-containing protein 1. The transcript is spliced from 2 exons. NCBI's taxonomy places the organism in Eukaryota, Viridiplantae, Streptophyta, Magnoliopsida, Cucurbitales, Cucurbitaceae. Gene Ontology annotation, cellular component: 90S preribosome. The record is from RefSeq and is a predicted model, not a curated record. Bases 53 to 1147 code for a protein of 364 amino acids.
AUGCUUCAAUGUUUCUAAAACACUAAAACCCUAAAAUCUCUAAAAUCUCUCUAUGGCUUUGGCGGACGUUACUCCUACGACCAAAGUUCGUCGGGAAACGGCGGCGAAAGCCGUGGAAUCUCUUCUUCAAUGGCGGAAUUCCAAACGGGAGAAGCCCCAACUCUUCGACCAAGAAGAUUUUCUAUACCUCAUCGUAACCCUGAAGAAGAUCCCUCCCAAAGGUCGCACAAAUCCUUACAAAAUCCCUCUUCCACAUUCCCUUCACUCCGACUCUUCCGAACUUUGUCUCAUUAUCGACGAUAGAACCAAGUCCAAUCUCACCAAGGAUGAUGCCCGGAAGAAAAUACAGUCUGAAAACAUCCCAAUUUCGAAGGUAAUCAAGUUGUCAAAGCUUAAAUCCGAUUACCGCCCCUUUGAAGCUAAACGGAAGCUCUGUGAUUCGUACGAUAUGUUUUUCGCUGAUGAUAGAGUUAUUCCGCUGUUGCCGAGUCUGUUGGGGAAGCACUUUUACAAAAAGAAGAAGAUUCCGGUGCCGUUGAAUCUGAGGCAUAAGAAUUGGAAAGAACAGGUCGAGAGGAGCUGUUCGUCGGGAUUGUUGUAUUUGAGGACAGGGACUUGUAGUGUGGUGAAAGUGGCGAGGACUUCGAUGGAAGUUGAAGAGAUCGUGGACAAUGUGAUUGCGGCCAUUGAUGGGAUUGCAGAGGUUGUGCCUAAAAAAUGGAGUAAUGUGCGGUCGUUUUUUUUAAAGGUCCUUGAAUCUAUUGCAUUACCAAUUUACCAAACAGUGCCGGAGUUGAAGUUUAAGAUUGAGGCCGGCGUGAAGGGGAAAGAAGAUGAAAUAACAAAAGAAGAAGAAGCAGCAAAGAGUCCUACUCCCGUAAAAGUUGGCAGCAAAAAAGAGAGAAAAUUGAGCAAAAAGAAGGGUAGGAUACAUGAAAUUCGCUACAUGGACACUAAUGGUCGAGAGUUGUCUAAUGAAGAUGAAGGCAGUGAUCUUGAUGAUGUUGAGGUUAAUGAGAAUCUCAAAAAGGGUAGUGAUGAAUUGAAGAAGGGUAAAAAGAAGAAGGUAAAAAAGAGUGAGGUUUCGAAGUCGAAAGCGGCUGGUGAAACAAAGGUCAAGGCAAAGAAGGUUAAAACAGCGAAAUGAUUGUUGGGAAUUUAAUGAAGCUUGAAGCUUUAAAGGUUUUGGAAAAUGUACUGUUUCUGUUGUUCUUAGUUAAAGAAAUUCUGCAAGAUUGAUGUUUGAUCUGUGUUUAAAUACUUCCAUAUCUUUACAUUUAGUUUGAGUAAUUAUGCUUGCUUAGUAAGAGAACCUUUAUAUCAAUCUCUAUAGCUUCUCUUUCCAAACUGAUGAUGCAAUACAUAAUGUGUGGUUGUACCUUUGUAGUAAAUGAUUCACUAGUUUUUGGAGGGCUUAAUUACAAA